GUUUUGUUGAGGGCUUGUCAUUUCCUAGAUUUUAUUCCCGAGUCUAUUCCCAAAUCAAUCAAGGCGAGUUGGCACAAGUUAUUUAGCCAGUAGGAAAAUCAGUUCCAAAUUGAUUCAGCUUUGCAGUCAUGUUUCCCACACUGCCUAUUGAGCCUGCUAAAAUAGAGGAGCGUUCUAAGGAGGAGGUCCGUGCCAAUCUAGUGGUUUUUGCCAUCACCUGUGCUCUAAUCCGAUUUAUUCCGAUGGCCAUAAGGAAAAUAGCUUAACGUACCCCUCGGAUGGCUCUUUGGGGACUCGGUGUUUAAGGCAUAACGUGCUAUAAUAUAACCUAAUACUAAUCAUUAAUCAUGUUAUGCGAAGUGAAAAUAAAUAAAAUUACCAACA
Messenger RNA from Drosophila elegans, 384 nucleotides. RefSeq lists its product as uncharacterized. NCBI's taxonomy places the organism in Eukaryota, Metazoa, Arthropoda, Insecta, Diptera, Drosophilidae. The record is from RefSeq and is a predicted model, not a curated record. The transcript has 2 exons. The coding region runs from base 129 to 266 and encodes 45 amino acids.